AUGGCUUCCCCAACAUUGAUCACCCCUGCCACUUCCACACCAAAAUCCCUCAUACCUAUCAGAUCAAAACUAGCCACCACCACUGCCACCAAUGCCACAACCGCAUUAUCCACUCGUCGCCGCGACUUUUUAUCUCUUGCGGCUGGUUUCAUCUCUCCAGUUUUACUCCUCCCAGUAACACCUGCCUGGGCCGCCUCAGAAGAAGAGUACGUAAAGGAGACGGAGGAAGUAAUCAACAGGGUCAGAACCACCAUUUCUAUGGGCAAAAAUGACCCUAACAUGGAUUCUGCUGUGGCUCAGUUAAGGGAAACAUCCAACUCUUGGGUGGCCAAGUAUAGGAGGGAGAAGGCUUUGCUGGGCCGAGCCUCAUUUCGUGAUAUCUAUUCGGCGCUUAAUGCUGUUUCCGGCCAUUAUAUUAGCUUCGGCCCGACAGCACCAAUCCCGGCUAAGAGGAAGCAAAGAAUCCUUGAAGAGAUGGACACUGCUGAGAAAUCUCUGUUGAGGGGAAGAUGA
This is a messenger RNA of Fraxinus pennsylvanica, 513 nucleotides long. NCBI's taxonomy places the organism in Eukaryota, Viridiplantae, Streptophyta, Magnoliopsida, Lamiales, Oleaceae. The record is from the annotation of a GenBank genome assembly.